Messenger RNA from Cladocopium goreaui, 6885 nucleotides. The record is from the annotation of a GenBank genome assembly. Lineage: Eukaryota; Dinophyceae; Suessiales; Symbiodiniaceae.
AUGCAAGGCCAUCAAGACAUCCGCAUCGGCACCAUCGUCCAGGUUCAGGAGAAAACCGGCGAAUACAUCCGGCAAAUCCUCCCGCACGGGUUCGAAUGCUUCGAGCUCACCUUCGGGCAUCACAUCGACCCCGCGGUCGAUCUCGACCGUCUGGCUGGCGAACUUCGCGAAACCCUGGAGGCCGACGGCAGCGGGGCGAUCAUCAGUUCAGUGGGUGUGUACGGAAACCCCUUAAUCGACGAGCGAACGGCCGCCGAUUUGGGUCGGGCGAUCGACUCCGCCGAGAAGUUCGGCUGCUCGCUGGUUUGUGGCUUUGCCGGGCGAAUCGUCGAUGUACCGAUUCCCGAAUCGCUCGAAGCCUAUCGCCGGGUUUUCGAACCGCUGGCCCGCAAGGCCGAAGACCGCGGAGUGCGGAUCGCCUUCGAGAACUGCAAUAUGGAGGGCACUUGGGAGCAUGGCGACUGGAAUAUCGCUCAUUCGCCCGCGGCCUGGGAGAUGAUGUUCGAGACAGUCCCCAGCCCGGCGAUUGGCUUGGAAUGGGAACCUUGCCACCAGAUGGUAAGCCUAAUCGAUCCCUUACCCCAGUUGCGGCAGUGGAUCGACCACGUGUUUCACGUUCACGGCAAAGACGCCACCGUGAUGUGGGACGUGAUUCGCACGCGGGGGAUCCGCAGCGGCGAGACCUACGUCCAGCACCGUACGCCCGGGUUCGGCGACACAAACUGGAACGAUGUGAUCAGCAUCCUUCGCGAGCACGGAUACCAGGGCACCAUCGAUAUCGAGGGCUGGCACGAUCCGGUCUACCGAGACGAACUGGAGAUGACCGGCCAGGGAGUGGGGGCGAGUGCGUUCUGGGGAGGUUCUCAAUACAAACGGCUUGAGUGUCUGGGCUUGGGGAAACAGGCACAGCAAGGCGAUCCGGAGGCUCCAGCCAGCGGAACGCUAUACGCUCGCCGUCACCGAUUAGAAGCUGAAUUGCGUCAAGUUCGCGUGCAAGAAGCCGCGGCGCUCGAUCCGGUUCUAGGCCAACGGCAACAAGCGAACCUUAGCGGCAGUAUUCUCAUGCAGAAACGCUCGGCGAUGAUGAUCGAGCGAGAUCUCAAAUCGGUCCAACGCGAAAUCGACGUACUGCAAGAACAGAUCGACGAUGUCGAUUCUCAGAUCAAGCAAACCGAACGUAAGCCGCCGCGCGGCAUCUUCGUUCAACUGCGGGAGUCGCCUCUCAUGCGUUGUUUCUUCAACGUCAUCGCAAGCAGCUUUGUUAUUGGACUCGUGUCUCUCGGCUGGGGCUAUUCUGCCGGAGCCACUGAACCCGCAGGGGUUGAGGCGGUUACGCCGGAUAAUGUUGUCCGUCCCGAGCCGAACUCGGCGGAGGAACCGCGGAUCGAAUCGUUCUCACCCGAGAAGGCCGCACACUUUUUGGAUUCGGCGGCGCUCGAUUGGCAGAACUCGCGGAAGUGCAUGGCCUGCCACACAGGUUAUCUCUACUUGAUGGCCCGACCCAGCUUGGGAGCUUCAAACCCAGCUUACGAAGCGGUGCGUCAGUAUGCCGAAGACCUGGUCGAGAAGCGGUGGCUCGAGAAGGGGCCUCGUUGGGAUGCCGAAGUGGUGAUGACCGCCGGCGUGUUGGCCUACGGCGAUCGCCUCAACGGCGGUUCCUUACAGCCCACCACGCGGAAAGCGUUGGACUGGAUGUGGACCGUGCAGCGCGACGAUGGCGGAUUCGACUGGAUAAAGUGCAAUUGGCCACCCUACGAAUCGGACGACGACUUCGGUGCGGCGAUGGUGGCGCUCAGCACAUUGGUGGCACCCGAUGAUUACUCCAAGACGGAAGCCGCGCAGGCAGGGCUUGCCCGAUUGCGUGAAUACCUCUCCGCCAAUCCACCACCGACGUUGCAUCACCGGGGCUGGCUCCUCUGGGCCGACUCGUAUCAGCCCGGGGUGUUGAUGACCGACGAGCAGCGGGCUGACGUGGUCGAAGAGCUUCUCUCGCUCGAGCAGCCCGAAGGCGGAUGGGCGUUGGCUUCAUUGGGCAACUGGGAACGUCACGACGGCGAGCCGCAAGAUCGCUCGGCCGCCGACGGUUAUGGCACGGCAUGGUCGAUCUACAUUUUACGUCGAGCCGGAGUGGAGCCCGACCAUUACGCGAUUCGCCGCGGGCUGGCUUGGCUCAAAGAGAACCAACGCGAAAGCGGCCGCUGGUGGACCCGCUCGCUGUACAAAGACAACCACCAUUUCCUCACCCACGCCAGCACCGCCUGGGCGAUUAUGGCGCUCGAUUCGUGUGACGCCUUGCGCACGAUAUUGUCUGAGGAUGAGGUUCGCCAGGGAGUCGAGCGACUGGCGGCGGAGCUUCGCGAGCACUACGGCGAUCAGCCCGUCACGAUUGUGGCCGUGUUGACCGGCGCGGUGGUGCUGCUGGCCGAUCUUAUCCGACGGCUCGACAUGCCGCUACGAAUUGGCUUCGUCCGAGCCAGCAGCUAUCGGGGAGAAUCGACUGAGCCGGGGCAUCUCGUGGUCGACAUCGACAUGCUGCCCGACGUGGGCGGUAAGCAAGUGCUCCUGCUCGACGACAUUUUCGAUACCGGUCGCACCUUGCUCAAUUUGCUGAACGAAAUCGACGCACUCAAGCCGGCCGCGGUUCGCUCGGCGGUGCUGCUGCGGAAGAAAGGGCGACAAGAAGUGGAGAUCGAGCCCGACCAUGUGGCGUUCGAAAUUCCCGACGAGUUCGUCGUCGGUUACGGGCUCGACUACAACAACCUGUACCGCAAUCUGCCGCACCUGGCUGUGUUAGAACCGGCCGACUUGGCGAGAGCCGAGUCGGUGAUGGCCAACCUGGGUGAAGAGCUCGUUCGCCAAGGAAUCGAAGUCACCCUACUUACGGCACGGUUCGAUCGCCGCUGGCCGACCGAGGUUACCCAUCGCGGGAUGAAAGUCGUGCGGCUGUUUCAACCGCAAACGCGCUGGUGGGGCACCUGGUGCUACAUGAGGGCGGUGGCCCGUUGGCUCCAGGAGAAUCGCGAGCGGUUCGACCUGGUCUACGUGUCCAUGUUCAAACACGAUGCCUACGCCGCCGUGGGUGUGGGAAAAAAGCUUGGCUUUCCCGUGGCGAUUCGUGCUGAAGGGGCUGGCCUCACCGGGGACAUGCACUGGCAACUCGGUGCCGUAGGAGGACGCCGCAUCAAGCGACGCUGCUUCGAAGCUGCGGCGUUCAUCGCCCCCAGCUUGAUGAUCCACCGCGAGAUCGUCGCCGCCGGGUAUCCGCGAGGGAGAAUUCACUACUUACCCAACGGGGUGGCUCUUCCGGCGGAAGAAGAAACCUCGCAGUAUCCCGUCCCGCAAACCACGCGCGAUGCAGCACGUCAUUCCCUGGAACAGGCACUUCCGCAACUCGCGAUUCCCGACGGUGCGCCGCUUGCGCUUUACACCGGCCGCUUGCAUCAUGCCAAAGGGCUCGACGAUUUGGUGCGGGCUUGGGCCAUCGUUGUCGAGCAGUAUCCCAAUGCCCGAUUGUGGAUUGCUGGCGAGGGCGAGUAUUCCACCGAACUCGAAGCGCAGAUCCGAGAGUGCGGCUUAGAAGAUACGGUGGUGCUUGCCGGGGCAUUCGAUACGGUCGACGAACUGCUCACGGCGGCCGACGUCUUCGUCUUGCCAUCGCACGAAGAAGGGAUGUCCCUCUCGUUGCUCGAAGCCAUGGCCGUGGCUCUGCCGGUGGUGGCGAGCGAUAUCGCGGGCAACCGAAACUUAGUGGACCACGAAAAGCACGGGCUGUUGGUUCCACCGGGAGAAGCGGAGCCCCUGGCCGAAGCGAUUGCCCGACUGUUCGCCGAUCGAGACCUGGGCGCACAUCUCGGCCGCGAGGCAAGAGGCCGGGUUGCCGCCGAGUUUUCGCUGGAGAUCAUGGGGCAACGUCACCUCGAUCUGUUCAACGACUUGUUAAGCGCGGGGGCCGAAAAACAGCUCUCGCUGUUGGCUCGCGGCCUCGACCGAGGGGAAUUCGACACGCAGGUUUGCGUGCUCACGCGAACAGGUCCCUUGGCCGCCGAGUUGGAAGCCGCUGAAGUGCCGCUGUGGCCGAUCGAGAAACGGUGGAAGCUCGAUCCUUUGGCCCUGCGUCGAUUGGUGCGGCUCAUUCGCCGUUUGCAGCCCGACCUUGUGCAUACGUGGCUAUUCGCGGGGAACAGCUACGGUCGGGCCGCGGCACUUCGAGCGGGGGUUCCCCAUCUGGUGGCCACCGAACGUUGCGUCGACACGUGGAAGGUGGGGCACGAGUUUGCGAUCGACCGCCAGUUGGCUCGCUACACGGAUAAGAUCGUGGUCAACAGCAGCGGCGUCCGAGAUUUCUAUGUGGCCCAUCAACUGCCGGCCGAAAAAUUCGUUGUCAUCCACAACGGUAUCGGUCCGGCGAAACCUCCCACGCGCACGCGGGAGGAUCUGCUGGCGGAACUUGCCCUCCCACCCGACGCCAAACUCAUGGGGGCCGUCGGCAGGUUGUGGCCGCAAAAGCGAAUCAAAGAUUUGAUUUGGGUGACCGAUUUGCUGAAAGUGAUUCGCCCUGACAUCCAUCUCCUCAUCGUCGGCGACGGACCGCAACGCGAUCGGCUCGAACGUUACAGUCACGUGAUCGAUAUCGAAGAUCGGGUGCACUUCCUCGGUCAUCGUUCCGACGUGCCCGAGUUGAUGCCGCAUUUCGAUGUGCUGCUGCUGGCCAGCGGAUACGAGGGGCUUCCCAACUCGGUGAUGGAAGCCAUGGCCGUGGGCACCCCGGUGGUGGCGACCGAUAUCCCGGGCAAUCGCGACCUGGUGGUUGAUGGCGAGACCGGCUUUCUUGUGCCGUUGGGCGAUCGUGGUGAGUUUGCCAAGCGAGUGCAGCAUCUUCUGGAUGAUGCGGAGCUGGCACAACGCCUUGGCGAGGCAGGCAAGCAGCGAAUCACUGAACACUUCAGCAUCGAUAAGAUGGCCUACAGCAUGUGCGGAAUCGCGGGGGCAAUUUGGACAUCGCAGGGCCAGCCUGUGCCCGGCGACGUGCUCCGCCGCAUGACCGACGUGCUGCGUCAUCGUGGGCCCGACGACGAAGGGUAUUACAGUUCUGAAGUUCGCCGCACCCCUCAGAACAGAGAGGUGCCCGGCGUUGCCUUAGGACACCGGCGGCUUUCAAUCAUCGAUUUGAGCUGUGGUCAUCAGCCGCUGGCGAAUGAAGACGAAUCGGUGUGGGUCGUCUUCAACGGCGAGAUCUACAACUUCCGCGAACUGCGACAACGGCUUGAAGGCGCAGGUCACCAGUUUCGCACCGACAGCGACACCGAGGUGAUCGUCCACCUGUAUGAGGACGAGGGGCCCGAGUGUUUCUCCCACUUCAAUGGCAUGUUCGCCAUCGCCCUGUGGGACGCCAAUCGUCGUCAACUGGUGCUGGGGCGCGACCGGCUGGGGCAGAAACCGUUGGUCUAUCGUCUCGAAAACGGGCGGCUGUUGUUUUCCAGCCAGAUCAAAAGCCUGUUGGAAGUGCCCGGGGUGCCGCGCGAUCUGGAUGCGGCUUCGCUUGAUGCGUAUCUCACCUACCAAUACGUGCCGCACCCGCGGACGAUCUUUCAGGGGAUCAACAAACUCCCGCCGGGGCAUCUGGCUGUAUAUCGCGAAGGCCGCUUGGAAGUGAAGCCGUACUGGCGGCCGGAUUUCAAUCGCGAAGUGCAGAUUCCUCAAACCGAAGCGGGUGAGCAACUCGAAGAGUUGCUCGAAUCGUCGGUUCGUUAUCGGCUGCAGAGCGAUGUGCCCUUGGGGGCGUUUCUCUCCGGCGGGAUCGAUUCCUCGAUUGUUGUGAGCCAGAUGCAGCUGCUCACCGACCGGCCGGUGCAGACCUUUGCCAUUGGGUUUCCGGUGCCAGAGUACGACGAGACCCGCUACGCCCGCGAGGUGGCCGAGCAUCUGGGCACUGAUCACCACGAGUUACAGGUAGAGCCCAGCGCGCUGGAUCUGUUGCCGAAGCUUGUCUGGCAUUACGACGAGCCGUUCGGAGACAGCUCGGCGAUUCCCACGUACAUCGUUUCGAAACUUACGCGAGAGUAUGUCACGGUUGCCUUAAGUGGCGAUGGUGGUGACGAACUGUUUGCCGGCUAUGAUCGCUAUCGUGCAGUGCGGCUGGGGGCCUGGUUCGAUCGAUUGCCCCAACCCAUGCGGGCUGCACUCACGGCCGACCUCUGGCAGCGCAUCCCCGGCAGUACCCGACAGAAGUCGGUUUCACGUCGAGCCAAGCGAUUGCUGCAGGGGCUAUCGUUCCCGCCGGGGCGGCGCUACCUGGAAUGGAUCGCGAUAUUCAACGAAGCCCGUCGCGCUGAGUUGUACAGCGAUGAAUUCUUGAGCCACCUACCCAACCACGAUCCGUAUGCGUUUCUCGAUGCGGCCUUCGCCCGAUCUUCACGCCGCGAUCGGGUGACCUCGACCGCGUUGACCGACCUGGUGACUUACCUUCCGUGCGACUUAAUGACCAAGGUCGAUGUGGCUUCGAUGGCGCAUGGUUUGGAAUGCCGCCAACCGUUUCUCGAUUAUCGGUUGGUUGAGUUUGCGGCCUCGCUACCACUGCAGUUGAAGCUGCGGGGGCGGAAGUCAAAGCGAUUGUUAUUGGAUACUUUCGGCCACCGGCUGCCAGCUUCGGUGCUGCAGCGGCGCAAGAUGGGUUUCGGCGUCCCGUUAGAUCGCUGGUUCAAGCAGGAUCUCAGCUCCUACAUCCGCGAGAUCUUGCUCGACAGCCGCGCGACCGGGCGAGGAUACUUCCAGGAAGCCACCGUGGCCCGGCUAAUCGAUGAGCAUCAGCAGGGCGUGUUCGAUCACAGCUACAGGCUGUGGGCCCUGCUGUUUCUGGAGCUUUGGCUGCGAGAAUGGAUCGACUGA